AAAUUUCGGAACGAGACAAUGACAUCACACGAAUUUCAGCCGUGCGCCUGUGGGAACCAGGUUGACACGAGGAAGACGACCCGGCUGCGUGACCAAGUCCAUUCGGACAGCGUGAGGGGAAACGUUGCAGCGGCGCUCCCCAAAUGCGGAAACCAGCUCGCUCUCCCCUUCUCGGAAUCUUUCCCGCGCAUCUGCCUAAACGGUUCUCAAAGUUCAUUUCUAAAAAUCAUAUUUCCGGAGAAAAUACAAGCAAAUGCAAGUCACACUUCAGAAGUAGAAUAUGACCGGAUAUCCUAUCUUAUUCCAAUAGAUGAGAAACUGUAUACUGUGCACCUUAAGCAAAGAUAUUUCUUAGCAGACAAUUUUAUGGUUUAUUCGUAUAAUCAAGGAUCUGUGAAUGCUCAUUCUUCAAAUAUUGAGACUCAAUGCUACUACCAAGGAUAUAUCGAAGGAUAUCCCAAUUCUUUUGUCACACUCAGCACGUGCUCUGGACUGAGAGGAAUACUGCAAUUUGAAAAUGUUUCUUAUGGAAUCGAGCCUCUGGAAUCUGCAGUUGAAUUUCAGCAUAUUCUUUAUAAAUUAGGGAAUGAAAACAAUGAAUUUGCAAUUUUUAACAAAAAUAUCAGUAACAUAGAAAAACACCCAAUGGACUUUAACAUUUAUAUAAGUGAAAAAUCAGAACCGGCUGUUCCGGAUUUAUUUCCUCUUUAUCUAGAAACGCAUAUUGUGGUGGACAAAGCUUUGUAUGAUUACCUGGGCUCUGAUAGCAUGAUAGUAACAAAUAAAAUCAUCGAAAUUUUUGGCCUCAUAAAUUCGAUGUUUACCCAACUUAAAGUUACUAUCGUGCUGUCAUCAUUGGAGUUGUGGUCAGAUAAAAAUAAGAUUUCUACAGUUGGUGAGGCAGAUGAAUUAUUGCGUAGAUUUUUAGAAUGGAAACACUCUUAUCUUACUCUAAGGCCUCAUGAUAUUGCAUAUCUAUUCAUUUAUAAAGAUUAUUCAAAUUAUGUGGGAGCAACAUUUCGUGGAAAGAUGUGUGAUACUCGUUAUUCUGCCGGAAUUGCAUUGUAUCCCAAGGAGAUCACGCUGGAGGCGUUUUCAGUUAUUGUCACCCAGAUGCUAGGACUCAAUCUGGGAAUAUCAUACGAUGACCCGAAGAGAUGUCAGUGUUCAGAAGCUAUUUGUGUGAUGAAUCCAGAAGCUAUGCAAUCCAGUGGUGUGAAGACUUUUAGUAAUUGCAGUUUGAGCAACUUCGAAAGUUUCAUUUCAAAUAUGGGUGCCAAAUGUCUUCAGAAUAAGCCACAAAUGCAAAGAAAUCCGAGACCAAUCUGUGGCGAUGGCAAAGUGGAGGGACAUGAAAUCUGUGAUUGUGGUACUGCAGUACAAUGUGGACCUGACAGCUGUUGUGAUCCGCAACGCUGUGUGCUGAAACAAGGAUCCCAGUGUGCUACAGGAUCAUGCUGCCAGAACUGUCGAUUUGCAAACAGUGGUCAUGUGUGUCGGCCCAAAUUGCAUCGUGAGUGUGAUAUUCCUGAAACUUGUAAUGGGAGCUCUGGAAACUGCAACCCUGAUAUAACUGUACGCAAUGGGCAGCCCUGCAAAAAUAAUCAGUUCAUGUGUUUCGAUGGAGACUGCCCUGAUCUUGAUGCACGUUGUGAGGAAAUUUUUGGGACAGGUUCAAAAAAUGCUCCAUUUGCCUGCUAUGAAGAAAUACAAGGUCAAGCAGACAGGUUUGGGAACUGCGGUGCAGAUAAACAUGGUAAAUUUAUAUUCUGUGGAUGGAGGAAUCUUAUAUGUGGAAAAUUAGUUUGUACCUACCCUUCUCGAACUCCUUUCCAAAAAGAAAACGUUUCUGUGAUUUAUGCUUAUGUACGCAACACAAUAUGUAUAACUAUGGACUACAGAUUGGAGCCAAAAGACUACAGAUUGGAUCCAAUGAGGGUCAAGAACGGCGCUACUUGUGAUAUUGGGAGGAUAUGCUUUAAUAGUGUAUGUAUAGACACAGGGACGAUUAAGAGAGACACGCUACAGUGUUCUCAAAAGUGCUCUGGAAAUGGAGUGUGCAAUUCCAACAAUGUCUGCCAUUGCAAUGAGGGCUUCCAGCCUCCAAAUUGUCAAAGACGUUCCAGAGGAUCUUCUAUAUCGCUUGGGGAAGAUUUAGGUUCAGCUACGGAAAGAGCUUCUAGGGAUGCUGGCAAGAACUGGCUUCUAGGUUUCUACAUUGCUGUUCCUAUUCUCAUCACAGCAACCAUAAUAGUUGUGGCAUGGACUAAUUUGAAAAAGUGGUUCACCAAGGAAGAGGAAUCCCUAAGUAGCGAGUAA
Molecule: messenger RNA, 2319 nt
Organism: Cynocephalus volans (Philippine flying lemur)
Lineage: Eukaryota; Metazoa; Chordata; Mammalia; Dermoptera; Cynocephalidae
Gene: ADAM32
Product: ADAM metallopeptidase domain 32
Exons: 19
Coding region: 19-2319 (766 amino acids)
Biological process (GO): binding of sperm to zona pellucida; cell adhesion; male gonad development
Cellular component (GO): plasma membrane
Molecular function (GO): metalloendopeptidase activity
Source: RefSeq, a predicted model, not a curated record